This is a messenger RNA of Halteromyces radiatus, 1128 nucleotides long. RefSeq names its product DExH-box splicing factor binding site-domain-containing protein. The record is from RefSeq and is a predicted model, not a curated record. Lineage: Eukaryota; Fungi; Mucoromycota; Mucoromycetes; Mucorales; Cunninghamellaceae. Bases 1 to 1128 code for a protein of 375 amino acids. Gene Ontology annotation, molecular function: nucleic acid binding. The transcript is spliced from 4 exons. Gene Ontology annotation, biological process: mRNA splicing, via spliceosome. Gene Ontology annotation, cellular component: spliceosomal complex.
AUGAAUGGAAAUACAAAGAAACUUCCUCUAGGAUCAAAACCAAAAAAUCAAUAUUUUAGCAACAGCAGAAGAGUUGCACUGGACGAUGAUUCAGACGAUGAGGACACUGAACAAGUGGAAUUGGUACAUGGAUUUGAAAACAACAAAGCCAAAGAAGUUAAUCCUAAAAAAGAAGCGAAACCUUUAUCUAUAGCACCAUUGGCAAAUGCGGACUGGAGAGCAUUAGCAAAGCAAAAAAGAGAAUUGUAUAUGCCUGUGCGGGCACAGGAUCAAACUCCAACAAGUCAAGAACCUGAAGUGAUAUCACAGACAGUAUCUUCUUUUGGCCUACAAGUACCAACAAGAACAACUCUAACAGCAAGAGAACAGCAAGAUAUUACCACUACCACUACUACAGCAACAGCAACGACGACGAUGUCUAGUUCACAAGCCAUUGAAACCUCGGUCACCAAUGUAGAUGGAAAAGAUUCUUUCAAAUCAUUAGAACAACAAGCCAUAGAAGCCAUUAUCAAAGAAUCUACUGAAGAUGACAAUGAUGAUCAAACUGGUCCAGCUCUUGUAAUUCCAGCCAAUGAAACUGAGUCUUUCCGUAAUGAUGUACGAAAUCGACCUGAUGAAACAACCAUGGAAGAUUAUGAAAAUAUGCCUGUAGAAGAAUUUGGAGCUGCUCUUUUACGUGGACUUGGAUGGAAUCAAGGUGAAGGUAUUGGACGAAAUAGAAAAAAUAUAACACCUCCCGUAAUGACACCUAUCAAACAACGAGAUGCUCUUUUGGGAUUAGGUGCUAAACCUCAAGAAGUUAGUGAUGACAAAGACAAGAAAUCACAUCAUAAGAAGGCUGGGUAUGAAUACAAGGAAUCAAGUUUAUUCAAGAAAAUUUCAAAACGACGAAUGGAUGAACAAGCAGAUGAUAGUGAUCAUAGACGACAACGUGAAUCAUCAAGUCAUAGGGAACGAAGCAGAUCAUCUUCAUCUUCACGACAUGAUCGCCAUAGUCGUCGACAAAGAAGAUCAAGAAGUCGAUCGUCAUCACCUCGGCGACGUAGCACUAGUAGUAGUAGUAGUAGGAAUAGUAGUACCAGUAGAUCAUCUUCCAAACGUUACAGUGAUCGAUCGCGUGAUUAUUAG